Molecule: messenger RNA, 868 nt
Organism: Sitodiplosis mosellana (orange wheat blossom midge)
Lineage: Eukaryota; Metazoa; Arthropoda; Insecta; Diptera; Cecidomyiidae
Gene: PolZ2
Product: DNA polymerase zeta subunit 2
Exons: 3
Coding region: 122-781 (219 amino acids)
Cellular component (GO): zeta DNA polymerase complex
Source: RefSeq, a predicted model, not a curated record
UGUAAACAGUAGACAACACUCAAACUAAACCGCCAGAUGGUUUUGCAAUACGCGUUGUAUGUUUUGAAAUUAAAAAAAUUUUGUUUCUGAGAACCGAUAGAAGAACAAAGUGACUAUAAAAAUGGCCAAUCGACCACUGGAUAAAAUCAAAUUGGAGAAUGAUUUGUUCUUGGAAAUGCUUGAAGUGUACAUCAAUUCGAUUUUGUAUGUGCGCGAAGUGUACCCGGCUGCAAUAUUCACGCGGCGUCGUGUGUACAGUACAGCUGCGUAUAUUUCAAUUUUUCCACCGUUGAGCCAAUAUUUGUUGAAUAUAUUGAAAAUGGCUCAAGAGCUAAAAGCGGCCAAUAAAUUGUUCCAGGUCGAAUUGAUCAUUUUCGAAAGGGAAAUCGACCUUUUCGGAACACCAGACGAUGAAGAAGUCAUUGAAAGAUACAUCUUUCGAGUGGAACAAGACGAAAAUGAGGACAAAAAAGAAUUAGACAUCGAUUUGUACAUCAUACAGUUUGAAGAGGAGCUGCGUCGUGGACUUAUUCAACUUGAACAAACGGCCAAGAAUUUGAAACGUUUGAACACCGACUGUUGCGGUUUUCGCAUUCAACUCGAAACCACCGAAUCGUCUUACGUUGAUAUCGUGAACAAGGAAAAUUCAAAAUCAGAGAGUUUUCCCUGGGUUGUGGCACGCGACAAAUACAAUGAAAAUGUUAGCACACCUUGGCAAAUGAAUCCCGUUCUUCAGGUCAACCCAUUCAGUCUGUUGCUGCUAACAUCGAAAAAAUCAUGAUUCAUGUAUAUAUAAGCGCGUUUUUCUUGUUUCUUAAGAACUUGGAUAAAUAAAACUUGUCAUAACUCUGAAAUAUAAACAAUAAAA